AGUGUCUAAAACCCUUGCAAACCCCUCUUUCGUUGCUCUCGGCCUCUAUUCUCAAACGCCAUUUUUUCUCUGUUUCACUUCAAUUCAUACACUCUCUCUCCCCUCAAACUUCUACAGUAAUGGCGCCUUUAAUCAAGAGGAAUCUCAAGAGAAAAUCUGGAGAACAACGUCAACAUAAUAAACCUGUUAAAUCUGCUGAUGAUAAACCUCCUUCUCUUCAAUUUGAUGAUGAUGUUCCCGAUUUUCCAAGAGGAGGGGGAAGUAGGUUGAGUCGAGAGGAAAGAGAUGGGAUUAAAGCUGAAGUCGAUGAAGAAUUUGAUACAGAAUUAAGGGAUUCAAAGAGGACGAAAAGUAAGAAGAAGAAGAAUGUUCGUACUACGAUUGACGAUGAUUUUGGUUCGCUUUUUGGUGAGGGGAUUUCAGGAAAAUUACCUAGGUUUGCAAAUAAGAUUACUUUUCAGAACAUUGCUCCGGGAAUGAAGUUAUUCGGAGUUGUAGCAGAAGUUAAUGAGAAAGAUCUUGCUGUAAGCCUUCCUGGUGGCUUACGUGGAUUAGUCCGAGCUAGUGAAGCAGUUGAGUCGGCUUUAGUACAUAGUAUCAAGGAUUUAGAGGGUCAUUCCCUCGCUAGCCUAUAUCAUGUGGGCCAGCUCGUGUCAUGUGUUGUAUUGCAAGUGGAUGAUGAUGAUAAGAAAGAGACAGGGAAGAAGAAGGUUUGGCUUUCAUCACGUCUUUCUUUAUUGCACAAGGGCUACUCUUUGGAUGCAGUUCAAGAAGGGAUGAUUUUGACCGCAAAUGUGAAAAGCAUUGAAGAUCAUGGUUACAUUCUCGACUUUGGGGUGUCCUCUUUUACUGGAUUUUUUCCAAAGAAAAGUAAUGAAGAUGCCAAGUUGACUCCAGGGCAACUUGUGCAGGGAGUAGUUAAAAAAAUUGAUAAAGUUCGUAAAGUACUUUAUCUGUCUACUGAUAGAGACAUUGUGUCUAAAUGUGUGAUGAAAGAUCUUAAGGGUAUCUCACUUGAUCUUCUUGUUCCUGGCAUGAUGGUUGAUGCUCGAAUACAGUCUACUCUUGAAAAUGGGAUCAUGUUAUCAUUUCUAACUUAUUUUACUGGAACUGUUGAUAUAUUUCACCUACAGAAUGCAUUUCCUUCAUCUAACUGGAAAAAGCAAUAUGAGAAAAACAAAAAGGUUAAUGCCCGAAUCCUCUUCAUUGAUCCGUCUAGUCGGGCUGUUGGGUUGACGAUGAAUCCUCAUCUUCUUCUCAACAAGGCUCCUCCUUCGCAUGUCAGGACAGGAGAGAUAUAUGAACACUCUAAAGUAAUCAGAGUAGAUAAAGAUUGGGGCCUUUUGCUUGAAAUCCCUUCGUCUCCAGCUCCCACACCUGCAUAUGUGACUAUUUCUGAUGUGGCUGAUAAAGACGUCCAUAAGCUUGAGAAGUCUUAUAGAGAAGGGAUUGAUGUUCGAGUAAGAAUACUUGGGUUUAGGCACUUAGAAGGGCUUGCAAUGGGUGUCUUGAAGGCUAGUGCAUUUGAAGGUGCAGUCUUUACUCACGCAGAUGUUAAGCCUGGGAUGGUAGUGAAGGCUAAAGUUAUUGCCGUCAACAGUUCGGGUGCUUUUGUGCAAUUUCCCAGUGGUGUCAAGGCACAUUGUCCUCUACCACAUAUGUCUGAAUAUGAUAUUGACAAGCCUCGCAAAAAAUUUAAGGUUGGGGCGGAGCUAGUCUUUCGUGUUCUUGGUUGCAAGUCAAAGAGAAUAACGCUUACUCAUAAGAAAACACUUGUGAAAUCAAAGCUUAGCAUUCUUAGUUCUUAUACUGAUGCAACCGAAGGAUUAGUGACCCAUGGAUGGAUUUCGAAGAUUGAUUUGCUUGGAUGCUUUGUCCGAUUUUACAAUGGAGUACACGGAUUUGCCCCUAGAUCUGAGCUUGGUCUAGAGCCAAGAUGUGACACAACCGCAAGUUACCAUGUCGGGCAAGUAGUUAAAUGCAGAGUAACAAGUUCAUGUCAUGCUUCACAUCGUAUCAAUCUUAGCUUUAUCAUUUCACCUACAAAGGUUUCGGAGGAUGACGCAGUCAAGUUGGGUAGCGUGGUAUCCGGAGUGGUUGAGCUUGUCAUGCCCAAUGCCAUAUAUUUACAUGUAAAUGUAAAAGGAAACAUGAAAGGAACAGUAUAUAUUGAACAUUUAGCUGACCAUCAGAGGCAGUCUGUGCAGCUGAAGUCAGUCUUGAAGCCUGGGCAUGAACUUUCUCAGUUGCUGGUUCUAGAUAUUGAAGGACACAAUUUAAUACUUAGUGCAAAAUAUUCUCUUAUUCAUGCUAUACCACAUCUUCCUGCUGAUACUUCACAAAUUACUCUGAACUCUGUGAUCAAUGGAUAUGUAUGUAACUUAAUUGAAACUGGAUGUUUUGUCCGAUUUCUUGGUCGUCUGACCGGCUUCUCCCCAAGGAAAAAGGCACUAGAUGACAGAAACACUAAUCUUUCUGAAGCCUUUUUUGUUGGGCAGUCUGUACGCUGCAAUAUUCUUGAAUUUAACAAUGAAAGUGAUCGCUUAACAUUGUCACUGAAGCAGUCCCAUUGCUCAUCUACUGAUACUUCCUUCCUCCAAUCAUAUUUCUCAACGGAGGAGAAAAUUGCUGCACUUCAAGUGUCUAAUUUAAAUAGCUCUGAGUUGGAUUGGCCACAAAAUUUGAAUGUGGGAUCUGUAGUUGAGGGUAGAAUCAAUGAAGCAAAGGAUUUUGGGGUUGUUAUCAGCUUUGAGAAGUAUAGUGAUGUUUUUGGUUUUAUUUCGCAGCAUCAAAUGGGUGGGAAGACUCUAGAAACUGGCUCCACUGUAAGAGCUGUAGUUCUUGAUGUUUCUAAGUCAGAACGCCUAGUUGACCUGACUUUGAAGCCAGAAUUUGUUGAGAAAUCUGAAAGAAAUGCUUGUGCAGCUACUGUAGCUAAGAAGAAACGGAAAAGAGAAUCCAAGGAAUUCAAAUUGCAUGAAACAGUAAAAGCUGUAGUUGAAGUAGUAAAAGAGGAUUACUUGGUACUUUCUUUACCAGAACAUAAUUAUUCUGUUGGAUAUGCAGCGGUAACUGAUUAUAAUAUGCAAAGGUUACGACGGAAGCAGUUCUCCACUGGGGAAACAGUUGUUGCAACUAUCAUGGCACUUCCAAGUGAUUUAACAGCUGGGAGAUUACUUCUGCUUCUUGAAUCCUGUAAUGGGUCUUUGGAGACUUCAAUUUCGAAGAAGGCUAAGAAGAGGUCUGGCUAUGAUAUUGGCUCUCUGGUCCAUGCAGAGAUUACAGAUAUUAAACCUCUUGAGAUGUGGUUAAAGUUUGGGAUGGGAUUUCGUGGUAGAGUUCACAUUGCGGAGGUAAAUGAUGAGAUUGGUGUGGAAGAUCCCUUUUCUGCGUAUAAAGUGGGGCAGACAUUGACUGCCAGGAUUGUUGCGAAUAGUGUGAAGCCAGUGAACAACAAAAAAGGCAGCCCAUGGGAACUGUCUCUCAAACCAUCAAUUCUGUCAGGCUCUACUGAGAUUGAGAAGAUGCAAAUGGCUGAGGAUUUCAACUUCACUGUAGGACAGCAUGUCAGUGGCUAUGUCUAUAAAGUUGAUAAAGAGUGGGUCUGGUUAGCAGUCUCUCGACAAGUGAAGGCUAAGCUAUUUAUUCUCGACAGUGCAUGUGAACCUAGUGACCUUGAGAAUUUUCAGAAACGUUUCAGGUUGGGGGCUGCUCUCUCUGGGUACAUAUUGAGUAUGAACCGUGAAUGGAAGUCUCUGCGUUUAGUCAUGCGUUCAUUUUCUGCUAUCUCCAAUGGAUUAGAAAGUUCUGCAUCAGAUGAGAAGGAAGUGUGUCAUAUUCACAAUGGAGAUGUUCUUGGUGGUAGAGUGUGGAAGAUUCUUCCUGGUGUCGGUGGCAUUCUUGUGCAGAUAGGACCCCAUAUAUAUGGUAAAGUUCACUACACUGAACUUGCUGAUCCCCCGGUAUCUGAUCCCUUGUCUGGCUAUAAUGAAGGUCAAUUUGUUAAAUGUAAAGUCUUAGAAAUCAACUACUUAGCUAACAGUUCUGUCCAUAUUGAUUUAUCAUUUCGCAUCUUUGAGGAUACUAUAAAUGGAGACUCUCGUAGCAAUUGUAUUCAGAAGAUUGGAGACCUUCAGCCUGAUAUGGUGGUGAAUGGUUAUGUUAAGAGUGUUACUCCAAAGGGCUGCUUCAUUUUGCUUUCCAGGAAUAUAGAUGCAAUGAUCAAGGUUUCUAACUUGUCUGAUGGAUAUGUUGAGGAUCCUGUAAAAGAAUUUCCUGUUGGUAAACUUGUAAAGGGGAAAAUUCUAUCUGUGGAACCUUUAUCAAAGCGUGUUGAAGUUACUCUGAAGGCGGAUAAUAAGAAUAGCAGAUCCGAGUUGAGUAAUUUUGGUAGUCUGAAUGUUGGUGAUGUUGUAAGGGGCAGGAUCAAACGGGUUGAGUCAUUUGGUCUCUUUAUUGUUAUUGAUAAUGUAAACUUGGUUGGAUUAUGUCACGUGUCAGAGAUUUCUGAUGAUCAUGUUGAUGAUCUUGACGACCAAUUUAAAGCAGGAGAGAGGGUAACUGCAAAAGUUUUAAAAGUGGAUGUGGAAAGACACCGCAUAUCACUUGGAAUGAAGUCUUCAUAUUUUGAAGAUGAAGACCAUGGAAAUAAUGAAAUGGAUGUUGAUUCAGUUGAUAACUCUAUAACUCUGGUAAAUGCCAAGGUUGACAUGCCUCAAGUUGAAUAUUCUGAUUCUACAUUUGAACUUGAAGAUGAAUCAGCUCUUAUCCAAGUGGAAUCAAGGGCAUCUGUGCCUCCUCUAGAGGUUACUCUUGAUGACAUGGAGGAUGAUGAGAUGUUUGACCAACUAGACAACAAGGAAACAAUUGCUAAUGGUUCCAAUGCUAUUGAUGAAAAGAGCAACAGGCAGGCUAAGAAAAAAGCAAAGGAAGAGAAGGAACAACAAAUCAGGGCUGCUGAACAACGUUUGCUUGAGGUUGAUAUUCCUAGAACUAGCGAUGAGUUUGAGAAAGCAGUUAGAAGCUCUCCAAACAGCAGCUUCGUCUGGAUAAAAUACAUGCAAUUUAUGCUUUCUAUGGCUGAUGUUGAGGGAGCCCGUUCUGUGGCUGAAAGGGCCUUGAAAACAAUCAAAAUCACUUGUGAAACAGAGAAGCUGAACGUUUGGGUCGCAUACCUUAAUCUGGAAAAUCAGUAUGGGAAUCCCUCUCAGGAGGCAGUAGUGAGACUAUUUCAAAGAGCACUGCAGUUCUGUGAUCACCUAAAAUUGCAUUUGGAGCUAUUAGGAUUGUAUGAAAGGACAGAGCAGCAUAAAUUGGCUAAUGAGCUUCUUGACAAAAUGGUUAAAAAGUUUAAACAGUCAUGCGAGGUAUGGCUGAGGCGAAUUCAAUGGUUUUUGAAGCAAAAUCCAGAAGAAGUUGAUAAGAUGAUGAAUCGUGCUCUUCUAUCUCUCCCAAAGCAUGAACAUAUACAAUUUCUUUCACAAGUUGCUAUCCUUCAGUUCAAGAUUGGGGUUCCUGAUAAAGCCCGCUCUAUAUUUGAGAAAAUGUUGCGUGAAUACCCAAAGAGAAGAGACCUGUGGAGUGUUUAUCUUGAUCAGGAAAUUCGAUUGGGUGACGUUGACAUUAUACGUGCAUUGUUUGAAAGAGCAACGAGUUUGAGCCUUCCUGCAAAGAAGAUGAAGUUCUUGUUCAAGAAGUAUCACAAAUAUGAGAAGUCACUUGGUGAUGAAAACCGGGCUCAGUAUGUUAUUAAGAAGGCCAAGGAAUACGCAGAGACAUCUGCAAUAUGACAUUGACUGUUCUGUGCUGUUUUUGUUCAUCUUUCUUCCCAUGUUCCCUAUUGUUAGUAGGGGGACAUUCCCAGUCUUGUAAUGUAGCAUCUCUUACUAAGAGGACCUAGGCGCCCGAUUGCCGUCGUUAUAAUCCCCAUGUACGGCAGACGUUUGACCAACAUGAUUGUUGAGUGGUGUUUUAACGCACAUGGUAGAGACACUGAUCUUGGCAGUUGGGUAAAAAGUGAUCUCAGUCAUGCCCAACCCCCCCCCCCCCCCCCCUCCUCCUCCUCCUCCUCCUUUCUUCAAGGUAUCUCUCGUUUUACAUUGAAUGUUGCAUGAUCAUAAUGAAAACUUUGUUUUACUUUGACCUCAGUACCCAUUGUUAAUUUGUGUUGUGGUAAAAUUGCAAUCAUAAGAUCGUAAGUUCGUACCUCAUAAUGCAACAUAUGACACUUAUGACAGGAGGUCGGCUCCACCCAACACAGUGCUGGACCAACACAGGGGUAAGGAGGUCAUUUUCACAUUAAAUGAAAGUAUUGUGGUUGUAUUGACAUUGUUCAUACAUAUAUUUAUACAACUAUAAGAGAAUUAUCUACUCGUUUCAUUAUGUA
Messenger RNA from Chenopodium quinoa (quinoa), 6385 nucleotides. Its product is annotated as rRNA biogenesis protein RRP5-like. Gene Ontology annotation, molecular function: RNA binding; protein binding. Lineage: Eukaryota; Viridiplantae; Streptophyta; Magnoliopsida; Caryophyllales; Amaranthaceae. The record is from RefSeq and is a predicted model, not a curated record. The coding region runs from base 120 to 5789 and encodes 1889 amino acids. Gene Ontology annotation, cellular component: small-subunit processome; nucleus; nucleolus. Gene Ontology annotation, biological process: rRNA processing. The transcript has 21 exons.